UUUUGCUGCAGACAGGUCCUCGCUGCCGUUAGAGCUGGACGCGUCCACAGCUAGUGUCUACAACUGGCCCCGGCAUUUCUGAGUACCAGCCAGCAACUGCAAGGGCAACCGCAUGCCUUUUACUAAAAAGAAACAGUUCCCUUGAACCUUUCAUCCUGGGGUCACUGCGGGGCUUGAGGCGCUCACUGAUUCCGAAUUAGAAGCUUAAGGAUCUGAAACAUUAAUCUGACAAGAGGAGCAUUGCCGACUUUCUUCCCGGACAGACCCGAAGCUGUAAGACAGAUAGAUAGCUUCUGCUUUUCUUUCAGGCUGAUUUGCCUGGCUGGGAAUUUUUGCACGGAGAAAGGAGGCAGCUUUUGCUACAACCAGCAUCCCUCCUUGUUGUGAACGACUGGAGCUAACGUUGCAUGUCGACCUAAGGGACACUGACAAGCUCUCUGUGGGCUUGCAAUCGUCUCUGCCCCUUGCCCUUUGCCGGAUUUAACAGCACUUUCCUUCCCUUCAACGCACUAAAAACGAAGCGUUUAGUGGGACUUCAUCCCGGGACGGGCGUUCCUGGCACCUUACUCCACGCACCACUUGACUGACCCUGAGGAUGCUGCUGGUUCUGUGCUUGUGAAUGUUGAUAUUACUAUUAUUGUAUGUACUACAUUACCGGACUUCUACUAUCGGAGGCUGACCUUCCUCUGCUAUCAGCUCUGCACCCUGAUCCCCGGAGGUGAUGCUGAGGAAAGGCAGGAGCUGCAUCAAGCAACAGGACCAUCAAAAAAAGGUGCAGCUCUAACUCAAGCUGCUUGCUAGUAGCCUUGGGUUCGAGACUUGGGGAAAGUGACUAUAUUGUUGGAGAGGUACUGGGAAUACAGGACUAGCCGUCUCCAGGCAGGAGUUGUACAGUGAACUUGGUGCAAAGAGGUGAGAACUGGAAACUUGGAACUGCAAAGUAAAGUGGGAGUCUCAAACUAGGGAACACACACUGUAGAGGUCCGUAACUGGACCCUCGGAAUGCAUACUGACCUCUGCCCGUCUUUUGCUAUCCUACAAGAGGACGAGAGGAUCGGUGCUAACGGGGUCAUUCACCAGCCAUCUGGACAACACUCGCUGCAGACAAUUUAUCUUGCGAAGCUUCGCGAACUACAUUGAAUGAGAAUAUCUGCACAGGCUAUAAGGGAAGGGGCAAGCGAGAAGGGAGGAAGGACACUUAUUCCAGUGUGAGUUCGGGUUCUCAGGACCGUAUUUUCACCCUCCUCUUCACCGUCUUCACCACCAGCACCAGCGUCCUCCUAAUACAGCUAAAUCUGUACGACCCCGAUGGAUCUUCCUUGCCUUUGCAGGGUGAUAUUACCUACUAGUCCGGGACCCCGGUUUUCCAAGAGGAGCUAUCUGGUGACAAACAAAUAGAGGCAAAACCCCAUCAGGUGCAGCAGCCCGCCCGUUCGGAGGGAGAGGAGAGGGACCCCCUUGCAGCAGUGCUGUCAUGUCUCCCGCGCUGCCCGCCUGCACCUGCCUAUGUUUGCAUCUACUGCUGCUGCCCCUGCACUUCACGGUGUUUGCUGCUGACGAGAAUGUUGAUUUCCGGAUACAUGUGGAAAACCAGACUAGAGGCCGGGAUGACGUAAGUCGCAAACAGUUACGUCUAUAUCAGCUGUACAGCAGAACAAGUGGGAAACACGUACAGGUGGUGGGGAAGCGUAUCAGUGCCAAGGGAGAGGACGGAGAUAAAUUUGCCCAGCUCAUAGUGGAAACAGACACGUUUGGCAGCCAAGUACGGAUCAAAGGGAAGGAGACAGACUAUUACCUCUGCAUGAGCCGGAAAGGCAAGCUCGUGGGCAAGCCUGACGGUACAAACAAAGAAUGUGUUUUCAUCGAAAAAGUCCUAGAAAACAACUACACAGCAUUAAUGUCAGCAAAAUACCCUGGCUGGUAUGUUGGGUUCACAAAGAAAGGACGACCGAGAAAAGGUCCAAAAACACAAGAAAACCAGCAGGAUGUACAUUUUAUGAAACGUUAUCCAAAAGGCCCCACAGAACUACAAAAGCCUUUCAGAUACACAACUGUAACUAGGAGGACUAAGAGAGUUCGACCCACAAAAGCCCACCUAACGCAGUGACCUGGAAAAUAAGUGACGCAGGUGAACCAGAGGAAUAUUUUUACAUAAAAAAAUUAGGAAAGAUGUUCUAUUUUUGUACUGUGCAUUUAAAACUUAAGUGAGAACUUCUUGGGGACACUGGAGGGAUUUGUUGUGACCUGACGAAUUGUGAUAAAUGGAUUUCCUACAAACCUGUGAUUUUGAAAGCCGUCAAGUUAACAAAAUGUCCUCAGGAAAAGAAUUACCAAAGAAACCCAAAACAUGAAGUGAAAGGAAGGAGUUCUUCUUUUUAAAGGUGGACCAACCAACUCCAGCUUGCAGUAUUGCAUUUUAGCUGCAAGGUGAAGAUAGACUGUGACCUCAGGGCCUGUGGAGGCGGCUUCGGCCCUUCUGUCAUUUCCUUGAGACAGUGUUCUUUCUCCUGACAUAAGGUAGUCACCGCUGGGUACUCCUGAAUCCUUUGUACUCUCUGCUGCUAAUCCUCCCAGUGAACUGAAGAACUUGUACACAAUGACAAGGGACUGUUUUUAAAACCAGCGAGAUACUAACAAAGAGUAAAACCUUUAUUUAUUUCACCUCUCUCUGUAUAUUGCAGUUCCUCAAACAAGUAUUACUGCCUCAUUAAUUA
Protopterus annectens (West African lungfish) is the source of this 2714-nucleotide messenger RNA. RefSeq names its product fibroblast growth factor 18 (gene FGF18). The transcript is spliced from 5 exons. Gene Ontology annotation, biological process: positive regulation of gene expression; fibroblast growth factor receptor signaling pathway; cell differentiation. Gene Ontology annotation, molecular function: type 1 fibroblast growth factor receptor binding; type 2 fibroblast growth factor receptor binding; growth factor activity. Gene Ontology annotation, cellular component: cytoplasm. The coding region runs from base 1475 to 2107 and encodes 210 amino acids. The record is from RefSeq and is a predicted model, not a curated record. NCBI's taxonomy places the organism in Eukaryota, Metazoa, Chordata, Ceratodontiformes, Protopteridae.